CACUGGAUUUUUCCAACAUCUCCAUCUUCAUCUAUGUAAAUUUUCAUUUCAGUGGCCUAGCCAGUUCGAGUGUGACUGUGAAUACCGUAACAGUCGGACAUAAUUUAUUACCUAGGCAAAAUAAUAAUUGUAUUAGAUACUAGUGAGUGUGAUUGACAAUGGUAAAUGACUAAGUGGAAUCACUUGUGACCACACAAUCACAAAAUUAACCUAUAGUUUCUCCGAUUAAUUCCAUUUCUCUAUCUUACUCUCUCUGUUCUAAAUUCCCCAUUGGAAAAUGGCAAUCUCAAUUUCACAGCUUAUCCCUUCACCAACAUCUCCGUUUUGUUUAAACCUCACUCCAUUUUCCUUAAACCCUAAAAUUCCAUCCUCAACACCUACGCCGCCGCAUCUUAAUGUUCUCAACCACUAUCGCCGCCGUAAAGCUACUUCCCUCCACCGAUGCUCAGCGUCGUCUUUCUCGGAGAAGCACCAUGCUAACUCUCCUAAAUCAGAUGAUAUUGUUGAACUCCCUCUUUUUCCUCUUCCUUUGGUUCUCUUCCCUGGCGCAAUCCUCCCUCUCCAGAUCUUCGAGUUUCGCUACCGUAUCAUGAUGCACACUCUCCUCCACACAGAUCUCCGAUUCGGCGUCAUCUACACCGACGCCGUUUCCGGAACAGCUGAAGUCGGUUGCGUCGGAGAAGUCAUAAAACACGAACGACUCGUGGAUGACCGGUUCUUCUUAAUCUGCAAAGGACAGGAGCGUUUUCGUGUCACGAAAGUCGUUCGCACGAAACCCUACCUGGUGGCGCGUGUCGCGUGGCUCGAAGAUAGACCUUCUCCUUCUGCUGACGUGGACGUUGACGGUUUAGCAAACGAAGUGGAGACGUAUAUGAAAGACGUUAUUCGGUUAUCCAAUCGGUUGGGAGGAAAAGCAGAGAAAGAUGUUGGAGAUUUGAGGAGGAACUUAUUUCCAACGCCGUUUUCGUUCUUUGUUGGAAGCACGUUUGAAGGAGCGCCGAGAGAGCAACAAGCUCUGUUGGAAUUGGAGGAUACUGGUGCAAGAUUGAUGAGGGAGAAGGAAACAUUGAAGAAUACGCUGAAUUAUCUUUCUGCUGCUUCUGCUGUUAAAGACGUUUUUCCCUCUUCUCCUUCUUCUUCGUCUUCCUCGUGAUCGUGCCUUUCACGGAUUCAAUCCAAUGCCGCCGCAAAUAGUUUAGUUUGGAAACGAAUCUUAAACAAAGACACAUGAAAGGUAUCGUUUGCAUGGGAUAUAAUGGGAAAAAGUUGUAAAUUCUCCCAACUGUAAUUUUUCAUCAUGUCGUCUGCUUAUUUGAUUUUUGAGUGACGCAUUUUAUAUAGAAUGACGAUGAUACUUUAUAGUAGUAGAUACGAUUUCCCAAUUCAAGUAAUGGAUGCUUAUUUGCUUAGGCUAUGGA
This is a messenger RNA of Cicer arietinum (chickpea), 1418 nucleotides long. RefSeq lists its product as uncharacterized. NCBI's taxonomy places the organism in Eukaryota, Viridiplantae, Streptophyta, Magnoliopsida, Fabales, Fabaceae. The record is from RefSeq and is a predicted model, not a curated record.